AUGGGCGUCGAGUUGUCGAUCGAUCCGCCGGUGUGUCCGAUUCAGGCGAAUGGCGGCGUCUCGAAGCAUAAGAUUAUCAAUCACUGCGACAAGAUGUUGGCGUUCAAGAUCAAAUCCUCGAACAAUUCCAACUAUAGUGUCAAUGAGAUUUUCGGAUUGAUCCAAAUCGGCUACACGUUCGAUCUUGUGAUCACAAGAAAGCCGGGCAAACCGCAAAAGGACAAGCUUGUUAUCCAAUAUGCCGCUGUUGAGCAGACGUGCAGGGACCCAAAGGAGCCGUUUGCCUCCGGCGCUCCGGUUGGUCCAAUCACCGGUGAGACCACCAUCAAGCUUUCCGCUGCCGAAUAA
Messenger RNA from Caenorhabditis bovis, 348 nucleotides. The record is from the annotation of a GenBank genome assembly. NCBI's taxonomy places the organism in Eukaryota, Metazoa, Nematoda, Chromadorea, Rhabditida, Rhabditidae.